This is a messenger RNA of Carlito syrichta (Philippine tarsier), 4657 nucleotides long. It is a transcript of the gene GRM2, whose product is annotated as glutamate metabotropic receptor 2. Gene Ontology annotation, molecular function: group II metabotropic glutamate receptor activity. Gene Ontology annotation, biological process: regulation of synaptic transmission, glutamatergic; G protein-coupled glutamate receptor signaling pathway. Gene Ontology annotation, cellular component: membrane. The transcript has 5 exons. Lineage: Eukaryota; Metazoa; Chordata; Mammalia; Primates; Tarsiidae. The coding region runs from base 1530 to 4148 and encodes 872 amino acids. The record is from RefSeq and is a predicted model, not a curated record.
UUGUCUCAGCUUCUCGGGCACACUCGCUCCCUGCCCAGAUUUUGUGGCCCAGGGCCCCGGCAGCCGGACUCCGGGGUUCUGUCUCCUUCCCUGUCACUGAGCUUCCGUCUGGGCCUCCCCUGUGAGAGGCUUGCGGUCUUGACCAGAUUGGUCUCAGCCCCCAUCUGGGUCCCUGUCCCCAUCUGUGUUGGUCUUCAUCUCUGCUUCUCUUCUGCCUGCCUGGUUGAGCCGCUUUUUUCCAGGUCCCCACAGGAGCCCAGUCCCCCUGCCCUGGUGCCAGCGGGAGAUUAGCCCUGGGAAGCUGAGGGGGCAAAGUGAAGAGCCCCAGUCUCUGUGGCCAGGUCACGGGGUCCUUGAACUCGUUGCUGCCCUUCUUCAGCCUCAGUUUCCUUUUCUAUUCUGAGGAAAGACAUAUAUCCCUAUUCCAGUCUUUCCAAACCUGCGUGAGAUUGUAAGAGCCUGUGUGGGGUGGGUGUCUGGAAAGGCAAUUGGGGUACAAAUGAUAGGAUUCAGGGUGGAAGAGGCAGGGAGGGGGUCGCUGAGGGCCAGGGUGGACAGGACCCUGAAGCUGAGGAUGGGAAGAUUAGAAAUGACUUUCUCUGCUGGAUUUGGAGUGAAGAGAGAACAGAGACACAAAGUCUCAAACAGCAUCCUGCAUAGAGCUAGGGAGUACAAAACUCUCACCCUCAGCACUGUUUGGAGAUCCUGUUCCCACCCCUGACACACACAUAUGCUCACAUCUACUUGCCCUGUUGACUUAGGACCUUUGGCCAGUUAGGUACCUGGGGCCAGCCUCUCUCUACCUUGCUGUCUCAUUCCCAAGGCUUAGGAUCUCUAUCCCUUCCUUGGGAGACUCUGGGGAUGGCUUUUUAAGAGGACCUUUGGUAGUUCAACUGGACUCCAGUCACUCCAAGGGUUGGAAACUGUCACUAAGAGGCUCUUCCCUUCCUCUUUCUGGGUGGGUCCUCAACCAGCAGUGCCUCCUCUCUGAAAAUCCAAGGCUCAGGACAAGAACUGGACCUCCAAGUUUGUAACUCUGACAUGGCCUCUGUUGCAGAGGUAUUGACUUCAGGGUCCCCUGAGGUUUGUGCAGGUCUUUGACACUCUGUUCUACACAGGGGUUGUCAUUGGCUGGGGUCUCCUGUCCUCUACCUGGGCCUCCACUCCCCAACUCCCUCCCCCUGACCCCUGCUGAAUUUGGUAGGGCAAACUUAGGCAAACUCCAUCUGAAAGACAGGUAUCCCAGGUACUUCUCAGCCUAGUUAGUGACACCACCCUCUCCCUGGCUCCUGAGCACCUAGGAAAGGGGUGUGGGAGAUGCAGAGUCAGAAGGGGCAGCUGCUCUCAGGUUCUACUUUUCCUGGUCUGUUUGUCCGUCUCUGUCUCUCUGCAGGAACUGGGUCCUUUCUCAUUUCUCUUCCUGUCUGUCCUUUCCUGGUCCCUGUUUCCUCCUCUCUUUGCCUUUGCUGCUUCUGCCCUCAUCCUCUGGAGACCCAGGUCUGCUGGACCCAUCCAUCCCCUUUGGGGCCAUGGGAUCGCUACUUGGGCUCCUGGCACUGCUGCUGCUGUGGGGCACUGUGGCUGAGGGCCCAGCCAAGAAGGUGCUGACCCUGGAGGGGGACCUGGUGCUGGGCGGGCUGUUCCCAGUGCACCAGAAGGGUGGCCCAGCAGAGGAGUGUGGUCCUGUCAAUGAGCACCGUGGCAUCCAGCGCCUGGAGGCCAUGCUUUUUGCGCUGGACCGCAUCAACCAUGACCCGCACCUGCUGCCUGGCGUGCACCUGGGUGCGCACAUCCUCGACAGCUGCUCCAAGGACACAUACGCUCUGGAGCAGGCACUGGACUUUGUGCGUGCCUCACUCAGCCGCGGUGCCGAUGGCUCACGCCACAUCUGCCCUGACGGCUCCUAUGCCACCCAUGGUGAUGCUCCAACUGCCAUCACUGGUGUCAUUGGCGGCUCCUACAGUGACGUCUCCAUCCAGGUGGCCAACCUCCUACGGCUGUUUCAGAUCCCACAGAUCAGCUAUGCCUCCACCAGUGCCAAGCUGAGUGACAAGUCCCGCUAUGACUACUUUGCCCGCACAGUGCCCCCUGACUUCUUCCAAGCCAAGGCGAUGGCUGAGAUUCUCCGCUUCUUCAACUGGACCUAUGUGUCCACUGUGGCAUCUGAGGGCGACUAUGGCGAGACAGGCAUUGAGGCCUUUGAACUAGAAGCCCGUGCCCGCAACAUCUGUGUGGCCACCUCAGAGAAAGUAGGCCGUGCCAUGAGCCGUGCAGCCUUUGAGGGUGUGGUGCGGGCCCUGCUGCAGAAGCCCAGUGCCCGCGUGGCUGUCCUGUUCACCCGUUCUGAAGAUGCUCGUGAGCUGCUUGCUGCUACCCAGCGCCUCAAUGCCAGCUUCACCUGGGUGGCCAGCGAUGGCUGGGGAGCCCUGGAGAGUGUAGUGGCAGGCAGCGAGGGGGCUGCUGAGGGAGCCAUCACUAUCGAACUGGCCUCCUACCCCAUCGGUGAUUUUGCCUCCUACUUCCAGAACCUGGACCCCUGGAACAACAGCCGGAACCCCUGGUUCCGUGAGUUCUGGGAGCAAAGGUUCCGUUGCAGUUUCCGGCAGCAAGACUGUGCAGCCCACUCUCUGCGGGCUGUGCCCUUUGAGCAGGAGUCCAAGAUCAUGUUUGUGGUCAAUGCAGUAUAUGCCAUGGCCCAUGCACUGCACAACAUGCACCGUGCCCUCUGUCCCAACACCCCCCGCCUCUGUGAUGCAAUGCAGCCAGUCAACGGGCGCCGUCUCUACAAGGAGUUUGUGCUCAAUGUCAAGUUUGAUGCCCCAUUCCGCCCAGCUGACACCCACAAUGAGGUCCGCUUCGACCGCUUUGGUGACGGUAUUGGCCGCUACAACAUCUUCACCUAUCUGCGGGCAGGCAGUGGGCGCUAUCGCUAUCAGAAAGUGGGCUACUGGGCAGAAGGCCUGACCCUCGACACCAGCCUCAUCCCAUGGGCCUCACCCUCAGCUGGCCCCCUGCCCUCCUCUCGCUGCAGUGAGCCCUGCCUCCAGAAUGAGGUGAAGAGUGUGCAGCCGGGUGAGGUCUGCUGCUGGCUUUGUAUCCCAUGCCAGCCCUACGAAUACCGGUUGGAUGAAUUCACCUGUGCUGACUGUGGCCUGGGCUACUGGCCCAACGCUAGCCUCACUGGCUGCUUCGAACUGCCCCAGGAGUACAUCCACUGGGGUGAUGCCUGGGCUGUGGGACCUGUCACCAUUGCCUGCCUAGGAGCUCUGGCCACCCUCUUUGUGCUGGGUGUCUUUGUGCGACAUAAUGCCACACCAGUGGUCAAGGCCUCGGGUCGGGAGCUCUGCUACAUCCUGCUGGGUGGUGUCUUCCUCUGCUACUGCAUGACCUUCAUCUUCAUUGCCAAGCCAUCCACAGCAGUAUGUACCCUACGGCGCCUCGGUUUGGGCACUGCCUUCUCUGUCUGCUACUCAGCCCUGCUCACCAAGACCAAUCGCAUUGCACGCAUCUUCGGUGGUGCCCGGGAGGGUGCCCAGCGGCCUCGCUUCAUCAGUCCUGCCUCGCAGGUGGCCAUUUGCCUGGCGCUUAUCUCAGGCCAGCUGCUCAUCGUGGCUGCCUGGUUGGUGGUGGAGGCACCGGGCACGGGCAAGGAGACGGCCCCUGAACGUCGAGAGGUGGUGACAUUGCGCUGCAACCACCGUGAUGCAAGCAUGCUGGGCUCACUGGCCUACAACGUGCUCCUCAUCGCACUCUGUACGCUCUAUGCCUUCAAGACCCGCAAGUGCCCCGAGAACUUCAACGAGGCCAAGUUCAUUGGUUUCACCAUGUACACCACCUGCAUCAUCUGGCUAGCAUUCCUGCCUAUCUUCUAUGUCACUUCCAGUGACUACCGGGUACAGACCACCACCAUGUGUGUGUCCGUCAGCCUCAGCGGCUCUGUGGUGCUCGGCUGCCUCUUCGCACCCAAGCUGCAUAUCAUCCUCUUUCAGCCGCAGAAGAACGUGGUUAGCCACCGGACGCCCACCAGCCGCUUUGGCAGUUCUGCUGCCAGGGCCAGUUCCAGCGCUGGCCAAGGGUCUGGCUCCCAGUUUGUCCCCACCGUUUGCAAUGGCCGUGAGGUGGUGGAUUCGACAACUUCAUCGCUUUGAAGACCCCACACUCCUGCCCUGACAUGGCUGCUCCCUGGAACCCAGUGCAGACUCGCUUGCAUCCAGGGCCAGGAGGAAAUUGGCUGGAGCACUACAAUAAUGUAUCGCCCGCCCCAUGUCCACCCUCAAAGUCAUUUGCCCACCUACUUCCCAACUCUUCAGAGUCAGAAGUCAGGGCCCUUGGUCAGAAACCUCUGCAAUGGCCACCAACUGCCCUUGCAGGUGUGUCCCCUCCUUGCCAGGCCCAGGGCUCAGAGGGGAGAGAGCCAGGGUACACUCUGCCCUGGACUGGGGUGACUGAGGACUGCGGGCCCAAUCCCGAUCAGCAAAGGUGCUUCCAGCCCAGCCCCUCUCCUCUUCUAGGGCCUUUUAAGAUUUUUAUAUUAGUUACUCUGGAAUGGGGAGGGUGGUUAUUGUGGGGGUUGUUCCUCCUGCUGCACAGUAGUUUGUCCUGUGGUUUAUUUUGUAUUACUUGUAAAUAAAGUGUCUUUAUUUAAAAAAAAAAAAAA